Molecule: messenger RNA, 2487 nt
Organism: Aureobasidium namibiae CBS 147.97
Lineage: Eukaryota; Fungi; Ascomycota; Dothideomycetes; Dothideales; Saccotheciaceae
Exons: 1
Biological process (GO): intracellular sterol transport
Cellular component (GO): plasma membrane; endoplasmic reticulum-plasma membrane contact site; cortical endoplasmic reticulum
Molecular function (GO): sterol binding; sterol transfer activity
Source: RefSeq, a predicted model, not a curated record
GUCUUCAGCGCGGCCCAGAACGCUGCCAAUCAGCUCAGUACCAGUCUGAACCCGUCAAUCGCGACGAAUCAAAAGAACAAGCCACCGCUAGCAGAUCAAGCAGACGCCGCAGGCGGCGAACAAGUGAUACCUGGUGUUGAGACUAUCAGCUCGCCAGAGCUUGAGCCAGGCACAAAACGUCAACUGGCCGUCGCAACUCUCGGUAGAGGUGACCUCAGUCUAGAUCAACUUGGUAUCAGUGCCGAAAGCUCCGACGUCAGCCCAAUGAACUCCAACGUGGAUCUCUCGGGUGCUUCGCCCAACCUUUCGCAGUCGAAUUCCAUUGGCCAGAGACAAGAAGAGAGUGCCGCAAAUCGCGCUGUCACUGCUGCUUACGAGAAGCCUGUAGAGAAGGCAGUAAGCCAGGCAACAGGUGCAAGGCCUCUCUCCGUAGUCUCUGGCGAUGGCUCGGAUGCAGGCUUUCAGACACCUCCUAGAACCUCGGGCACCUUUGACACCGUCAAGCGUUCCAGCUCCGUAAGAAGUAAGCUCAGCGGCCGCAGAAGACACCGUGGCAGCUCAGCCGCUACUGGUGGCACUCUUGCUGCUGCUGUUUCUGCCAGUAGCGCCACUUUGGUUCCUGGUGCGCUUGGUCAAGGACAUCGUACUACUGGAUUCGCCGUGGCCAGCAGCAAGCGCAACAAAGACUUUCAUCAGCUGUUUCGGAGCGUGCCAGAGGAUGACUACUUGAUCGAGGACUAUAGUGCAGCUUUACAGCGUGACAUUCUUCUCCAUGGCAGACUUUACAUCUCAGAAGGCCACAUCUGUUUCUCCAGCAACAUUCUCGGCUGGGUGACCAAUUUGGUCAUCGGCUUCGAUGAAGUCGUGUCAGUUGAGAAGAAGAACACCGCCGUGAUCUUCCCCAACGCAAUCGUCAUCCAAACUCUACAUGCUCGCAACGUAUUUGCCAGUUUAGUGGCCAGAGACUCCACCUACGAUCUUCUCAUUGGCAUCUGGAAAAUCAGUCAUCCCAACUUGAAGAGCUCUCUUCACGGUGUCGCAAUAGAUGAUGCCAGCACCGGCGAUAAGACCGAGCGUGCUGAAUCAGUUGCGUCCGACAGGGAUAGCUCUAACGAAGGGACUGAGGAUGAUGUAUACGAUGAAGACGAAGAACACGAUGAUGGUAGCUUCUACGAGCCUGGUGGCAGUAUCGCUGGUAGCGAGAUCGGUGAUCAGGCUGUGAGCCGGAAAACUUCUGCUGUCCCUGUCACAGCUGGUGUUCCGUCUGCCAAUGGACCCACGAAAGGUGCAGAGGUCAUUGAAGCGAUUGCUCCUGGCGCAGCUGCUUCUACCGACUUCCCAGGACCAGCUACACAUGCUCCUACUGAGUGCGGAGAUGACGGCAGCCACUACGACAGGCCACUGACCGAUGUCACAAUACCAGCUCCUUUAGGCAAGGUUUACUCUCUGGUGUGGGGACCAGCAUCGGGUACAUUCAUGAAGAAAUGGCUGGUCGACGACCAGAAAUCUCGUGAGCUUGUCUUUGAGAACGAGAAGGGUGGACUAGACGAUACCCACCGAACCUUCACCUACUCUUACAUCAAGCCCCUCAACGCACCCGUUGGACCAAGACAAACAAAGUGUAUCGUCACUGCCACUGUAGAGAAUUUCGAUCUCGAGAAGUGUGUCAGCGUCAACUGCAGCACUGCAACUCCCGAUGUACCCAGCGGAGGUGUCUUUACGACAAAGACCAGAUACUGCAUGAUGUGGGGUCCCAACAAUUCGACCAGAUUGAUUGCCAACUGCACAGUCGAGUGGACCGGUAAGAGUUGGUUGAAGGGGCCCAUUGAGAAAGGUGCGAACGAUGGUCAGACACAAUACGUCAAAGACUUGGUCGCUGCUAUCACUGCCGGUGUAGCUGCCAAAGUCACUACGAAGGGUGCUCCACGUGGCAAGGGCAAGGGAAGACGCAGGACUGAUGCCGGUACACCAGCUGAAAGCGAACAUGUUGCAGUCGCAGCCAAGAAGGUGCCGGAGGAAGCAAAUUGGGGAUUGUUCGAGCCUGUGCGUGGACCGCUCGAACCCAUCGUCAGCAUCCUUCAGCCACUGUUCUCUGCACAGAUCAUCAUCACGAUCCUAGCUCUGCUACUGGCUUGGACUUGGCUAUUCCCUUCCCGCAACCGGUCCACAGGCGUCGGCUUCUCCAUUGACUCGCCCGGACGACUUGCCGCAUACGAAGAGCUCUGGCGCAGAGAAGAAAGCGAACUCUGGGACUGGCUUGAAGAUCGUGUUGGUUUGAGCAACGGCCUGCCUAUUGGCGGUGCUGCACAAGAGAACGACAGACAGAAAGUGCUUGGUAUCAAGAAGAUGGGCCGCAGACUACGCAACCACGAGUUGGAAGAAAAGCAAGUGGAAGAUGCGAUUAGGGUUACUGAAGAGAGGCUGUCGACGCUGAAAGACGCGGUCAGAAAGAAGAAGGCUGCUGCUGCGCAAAAAGAAGCGAAGUGA